Molecule: messenger RNA, 5112 nt
Organism: Micromonas pusilla CCMP1545
Lineage: Eukaryota; Viridiplantae; Chlorophyta; Mamiellophyceae; Mamiellales; Mamiellaceae
Exons: 1
Coding region: 1-5112 (1703 amino acids)
Source: RefSeq, a predicted model, not a curated record
AUGCCGGUCUCGAAAGAGCGCACCGUGCCCAUCACGAGCUGGGCGAACGCGGAGCUCGAGGUCUCCGAGCGCCUGCGGAGAAGCGAGCGCGAGUUCCCCGUGCCGAAGAUCCCGGAGCUCGCGCGGGAGAGGUCGCGGUCGGCGCCCGAGACGGCCGCGCCGAGAUCCCCCGCGCGCGAGACGUCAACCUCGACCUCGGGCGGCGCGCGCGAGCGCAGCCCGGACCACCUCCUGACGAAGCGCCGGGGGAACCCGUUCGGGUUCGGGUUCGCGAUCGACGUCCACGCGCUCCUGGACAAGCUCCCGAAGCCCGGACGACGCGCGCCGCCGUCGCCGGCGCGGCGACCGGCGUCCGAGAACGACGCAACCUCGAGCGAGAAUUCGCAUUCGUCGCCGUCGCCCGCGAAGGAGAACGCGCUUGUCGCCGCCGGUCUCGCGACGCCGCCGCCGACGAAGACCCCGGACGCGGACGCCAUGCUCGCGUCGUCCCCGGACGCGGACGCCAUGCUCGCGUCGUCGCCCGCGCCGACGUGGACGCCGAAGCAUCUGGACUCGGCGAACAAACUCAACGCGGAACUCCACGCGAAGCUCGUUCGCGAGCAAGAGAAGGCGCGCGAGGCGAUCAAGAAUCUGAAGCGAGAGCACGACGCGCGUCUGAACAAAGAGCGCGGCGAGCGAAAGGAAGAGGUGAGACGUAUGAACGAGCAGCACGAGGCGCGAGCGAAGAAGAGAGAGGAGGAGGCGUCGCGAGAACGCGAAAAGAGGGAGGACGAGCGCGAGCGCGCGCGAGAGAGAGACGCGGACGACUUGAAGCGUCUGAACGAGCGGCUCGAGGAGAAGGCGACGCGCCUCGGCGAGGAGAUGCGACGCCUGUGCGACGAGCACGAGGCACGGCUGAAGAAACACGACGACGAGCGGAAGGCGGAGCGAGAAAACGUCAGGCGACUGAAGGCGGAGCACGACGCCGCGAGAAAGGCGGACAAAGCCGUCGCGGAGGGGAAAUACGCCGAGUACGAGAAAGCGGUCGCGUUGGGGAAGCUGGAGAUGGAAGACCUCGCGCGUCAGCUCGAGAAGGACCGCCGCGAGCUCAGGACCGAGCGCGGGGAGUUCAAGAUCCGCGUGCGCCGGUUCCAAGAGGACCACGACCUGAUGGAGAGCGAACUGGACGAGACGCAGACCAACGCGCAGAUGAUGCUUCGAGAAGCGCAGGCGGAGAUCAUCGCGCUGAAGAACACCGCGCAGAGAAUAGAGGCGGAGUGGGAGGUCACGAAGCUCGAGCAGGCUGCGGUCGCGGCGGAGAAGGAGAAGGAGCGCGCGCGACAGAAGGUGGAGUUGCGAUUUAAAACCGUGUGGAUGAGCGCGCUGCGCGCGUCGUUUGUUCGGUGGAAGAGCGAGUCGAGGCGCAUUAAAAAUGGACGCGCGAUCGAGGAAGAAAGGAAGCUGCUCAUAAGCAACGCGGCGAAAGCGGAGAAAGCGCUGGAGGAAGAGAGCGCGCGAGGCGCCGCGAUGCUCGAAGCGGCGAGAGAAGAGGCCAAACGCGAACGCGAAGCGGCGAAGCUCCAGCGCGAGGAAACGCUCGCGGCCGCGAAGAAGGAUCUGAACGACGCGGAGGCUGCGAAGAAGGCGGCGAUCAAGAAAAUGGAGGACGCUCUGAAAGCGCAAACGGAGGCGACGAUCAGGGCGCAAAAUCAGCUGGAGGAGGCGGAGCUCAACCAGGCGGCGGCGGCGCGCGCCGCGUCCGUCGCGGCGCUUGGUCGAUUGGAACAAAGAGCCGCGUUGAGGUUUCGAACCGUUCUCAUGAGUUUGCUGCGGUCGUCGUUCACGCGGUGGAAGAACGAGACGUCUCUCUCGCGCGUAGAGCGCGUCGAGCGCGCGGAGAUGCUCGAGCACAAGGCGGCGAAGGAACGCGCGGAGCAGGCGUUGGAGGACGCGCGCGCGUCACAAGAGAAGAUGAUCGAGGGCAUGAAAGCAAAGCACGAGGAGAGUGUGGACGCCAUCAAGACGGAACAUUCGCGUGCCGUGGAGACGAUCAAAGCUGAGCAUUCAGAGGCUGUGUCGAAGCUCGAGGACGCGCUGCGAAAGUCGAACGAGGAGAUUUCGACCGCGAAGAAGCAUCUCGAGGAGGCGAAGCUCGCGCAAAACGCGGCGGCGAAGAAGGUCGAGGUUGCCGCUCGGGAGCGGGCAGCGCAGACGGCGACGUUGCGGUUCCGAACCGUCCUCAUGGGGUCGCUUCGGUCGUCGUUCGUGCGAUGGAAGUACGUCGCGAAGUACCAGAAGAUGGAACGCACGGAGCAAUCCGAGAGGCUCGCGCUCGUCAAGGAGAAGGAGAAAGCCGAGAACGAGCUCGCGGAAGCGCGAAAAGCGAAUCAGGAGACGGUCGCGGCGAUGCGCUCGAAACAAGCGGAAACGCUGCAAAUCAUCGAGGAUGCGAAACAAUCCAUCGCGAAGCAAGUCCAGGAGAAGCAAGACUCGACGAUUAAAAAACUCGAGGAAGCGCUCGAGAAGCAAACGAACGCGACGCUCAGGGCGCAGAAGCAGUUCGAUGACGCGGAGCUCGCGCGCGCGGCGGCGGUGCAAGCGGCCAAAAUCGCGGCGACGGAAAGAGCGCUGCAAAAAGCCGCGCUCCGGUUCAAGACUGUGAUGAUGGGCUCACUGCGCGCGUCGUUCCAGCGGUGGAAAUACGCAGCGAAGUUCAUGCGACGCGACCGGGAAGCGGAUGCGGAGCGAGAGACCCUCCUCGCAUCGACUCGAAAGGCGGGGCGCGAGCUCGAGGACGCGAGGCGCGCGCAGGAAGACGCCGUCGCGAGCCUGCGCGAGAAGCAACGAAAGGAGAAGCAACGGUUGGAGGAGCAGCACGCGGCGGCGGCGGAGCAAAAGGCGUCGACGUACGCGGAGCAGCUCGCGGCGAUCAAACGGGAAGCCGCGGCCGCGUUGGCCUCCGCGAGGGAGGAGGAGUUAGACUCGACCGCGGACAUCGAACGACGCGUAAAAACCGCGGUCGAUCAGACCAAGUUGGAGCUCGGCUCGAGCGUGGAUCAACUCCGAGCGCAGCUCGCGUCGCUCGAGAUAAAGCUCACCGCGUCACGAAAAUCGUUCGAGAUGGCGUCGCACAGGAACGCGACGCUCGAGGACGAAGUGGACGCCGCGAAUCGCAAGGCGGACGAAGCGCAAAAGGCGUAUCAAGGCGCGAGAGCCGCCGCCGCGUUCAUGGAAGCGGACGCGGACGAGAUGAAGCAAGUGCUCGAUCAGGUGAACGAGGCGCACGCGCUCGCGCUCGAGGACGAACGGAGGAAGCUCGCGCGCGCGGAGGCGAUGAACCUCGCGGGCGACGAAGAGAUGAGAAAAGAGAUCAAUCGGCUUCACUCUGAGCUGGAGGAGCAGAAGCUGUUGGUCGCGGCGGCGUCUAAGGCGACGAAGGACGCGAUGGCGGCCGCCGCGGCGAAGGCGGCUGAGGCGGCGAAGGCGGAGUCGGAGGCGGCGAGAGCGCGCGAGUCGAUGCUCUUGAGCGACGCCGCGUCGAGCGCGGAGAUGGCGAAAACGAACGCCGCGAUGAGCGACCGCGAAUCGCUCGCGAAAGAGUGCGAGCAGCUGCGUCUGGAGCUCGCCGCGGCGAGGCAAGCCGCGGCGUUAGUGGCGAACUCCCCCGCGAGCGAGGAGCGAAAGAGAACAUCCGCGAGGAAGGCGUCGCCCUCGCCCGCGCCCGCGGGUUCGGCUUCGUCCUCGAAAAAGAAGAGCGCGAGACAGAGGGGCACGAUCACGGUCGACGAGCACGAGGAAGCGAUCGCGCUCCUCCGAGGAGAGAUCCAAGUCCUGGUGUCGCGGUUAGGGGACGUCGGGAAGAACGACGAGGUCACGGACGAGGACGUCGCCCGCGCUCGGUCGAAAGCGGCGAAGGAUUUAGACCUCGCGAUUCAGCUCACGGAGGACUGGGAAGAGGAGCCGCGGACGCCGCGCGGCGCGAAUGACGACGACGGGAGCGAGUCCGGAAGCGAGUCCGACGACGACCACGUCGAGACCGUCGUGAAGCUCAACAACCGAUGCAAGACGCUCGUGGUGAAAGGCAAAGCCGCGCUCGCGCGAAUCGUCGCGUUGGAAGUCGAGCUCGCCUCCGCGGUGAACGAGAAGGAGUCCGCCACCGCGUGGGCGCUCGCGUGCACGCGCCGCGCGAAGGGCGCGGAGGAGGCGGCGAUGUUCGCGAAGGACGAGGCGAGAGAUUUGAAACUCCGGACGCGAGACAUUCGGUUGGGGAAGCGAUCCACGGAGGCGGAAGACGUCGAUCCGAUCGCCGCGAAGGCGGCCAUCGAACGCUUAGAGGUGGAGCUCUCGGAGGCGCGCGACGCGGCGGCGGCGAGCGCCACGACGAUCGCGGAGAUUGCGCGCGAGAGGGACGUCUUGAAGCGCGAACUCGUGGGCUACGAGCGACGGAAGAAAGCGGGCGGGGACUUCGACGAGCUCAUCUCCGGCAGCAACGUCAUCGAACGCUUAGGGAUGACGCCGGUGAAGGCGAAGGAGGAGCCGGAGCCGGAGGAGGAGGAGGAGGAGGAGGGAUUUUUUGCCUGGCUCACGACGCCGUCGAGACAGCCGGACGUCGAGGAGAAAGCGAAGAAGAAAGAAGAGGACGAUGAGCCCGGUUUCUUCAGGACGUUAUUCGGUCUCACCCCGAGCAAAGACGCGGCCGGCGAGGGAGGCGCGAGGCCCGCCGCGAGCGAAAAAUCGGAUUCGUCGGCGUCUCGAUCCGACGCGUUCGCCACCGCGGCGCCGCGCUUCAGGAGCGGCGCCAGCGUCACGAGCGGCGACGACGCCGCGACGAGGAAUCUCGCGAACACGCCGCCGUCGAUCCCGAAGCUCGACCUCUCGCGCGUGUCGCGGAGCCCCGGGGAGGAGCGCGACCGAGGGGGGCGGGAAGGCGCCCGGUCCGACGCCGACGCCGACGCCGAAUCCGACGCCGAAUCCGACGCCGCGUCGGGAGACGCUCGGCGCGUCGCCGGGGAGGCGUCCGAGUCGGACGCGAGGUCGAGAUCGGGUCCGGGGGGGUUCUGGAAGCGCGUGGCCGGCGACGACGCGGACUUUUCCGACUCGGACAGCGUCGAGUCCGUGAGCGGGCAACUGUGA